CGAAGCAAGUGUCACCGCAACAUCAGCAGAUCCGCCCAAGGUCCCACUGGCGUUUUCCGCUUGAAGCUAUGUAGACCGGCGGGUAAGCGCCAGAUAACGGCGUCGGGAAAGCGCAAUUCGUUCUCCUUUGCCCGAUCGGGAUACCUCUCCCCAGACGAUGAAAGAGCCCCGCGCUACUAGCGUCAACACGACCACGACAUGUGGCCGAGAACGGGCCAAUGUGUCGCGAGUGACGAUAGUGCUGGAUAGUAUAAAGAUAGAUGCUGAAGGAGUCUUUGAAGAGUACUGCCAUCGCGCUCUAAUCCUUUGACCUCACAGUUCGAAAUUCGACACAAUGGCAGCAUCAAAGCCAUCCUAUCUGAUCGUCGGCGCCGGUGUCUUCGGAGUGUCCACCGCCUACCACCUUAUCAAGAAGUAUCCGGACCGCCAGAUCACAAUUCUCGAUCAAGACGCGUAUGAUGCAGAUAACCGCGUAGCUGCGUCUUGGGACUGGAAUAAGGUUGUGCGCGCUGAUUACGACGACAUUGUCUACACAGAGCUUGCUCUUGAAGCCCAGGAUGUUUUCACCGAUGAUCCUCUCUGGAAGCCAUACUUCCACCAAACUGGUAUCUUCUGGGUGUGCCGCUCAGAUUACGCCCAGGAUGUCAUCAACAACUACAAGAAGCUUGGUCGCACAGCAGACCUGCAGGCUGUUUCUGUCGAAGAGGCCAAGAAACUCUUCGGUGGGCUGUUUGAAGACGCCAACUACGACGGCGCGAAGGAGGUGCUCAUCAACAAGACAAGUGGAUGGUCAGAAGCUGGCAACGCGCUAAGAGCAGUCACCAAAUGGUCGAUGGAGAAGGGCGUCAAAUACGUCGUCGGCAAGGCCGAGAGCCUGGAAAUCGACAGCAACGGCACAUGUACCGGCGUGAAGACCGAAGAUGGCAAGACAUUAUCCGCCACCAAAGUUAUCCUAUCCACCGGCGCCUAUACCGCCACACUACUAGAGAAGGCCGCAAAGAAGAGCGGAAACAAAGCGCUUCGUGCUGAGCACAGAAUUGUCGCCGGCGGCAUCACCACGGGCAUGACCACCCUCGACGAUAAGUCGUACGCGCGCUUCAAGGACAUGCCUGUGGGUGUGCAGGGCUACACGGCCGAGUACGGGCCCUUCAUUGGCAGCCUGCCGCCCACCAAGGACCGCGAGCUCAAGUGGUGGGGCGAGAAGAUCUUCAAGAACACCCAUGAAGUGCUCCCCGGCAGUUUCAUCUCUGCGCCCCCAUCUGGGAAGGACUACAACCAGUGGGACGUCCCUGGGCCGCUGAAGCUCGACAUCGACCACGCGAACAAGGUCUUCUACGGCAAGAACGGCGCCAGUUGGAAGAUGGACAAGCACCGUAUCUGCUGGGACGCAUUCACAACAAGCUCCGACUUCAUCAUCUCGCCCCACGCCGCGGCGAAGGGCCUGUAUGUAGCCACAUGUGGUUCAUUCCACGGCUACAAGUUCUUCCCUGUGCUGGGUAAGUACGUUAUUCAGAUGCUCGAGGACGACCUGCGGCCCGAUCUGAAGGAGAAGUGGGCGUGGGACCGCGAGAGGCCUGCGCCGGCUCUCAACCCUGACUGGCCAAGGUUCGAGAUGAAGGACCUGUUGGACCAGUGGCCGAAGGCGAAGUUGUAGAAAGUAAACGUUCGAGUUGGGCAUGUGCAUUUAGCAUUGGCUGCGUGGCGUUCCGGUUCAUCACUCAGUCUACGAGUUAGAGAAACAAUGAGCAUAACAAUUAUCAAACAAUCAAAAA
Messenger RNA from Boeremia exigua, 1772 nucleotides. Its product is annotated as FAD dependent oxidoreductase. Bases 335 to 1654 code for a protein of 439 amino acids. NCBI's taxonomy places the organism in Eukaryota, Fungi, Ascomycota, Dothideomycetes, Pleosporales, Didymellaceae. Gene Ontology annotation, molecular function: flavin adenine dinucleotide binding; saccharopine oxidase activity; sarcosine oxidase activity. The record is from RefSeq and is a predicted model, not a curated record. The transcript has 2 exons.